Messenger RNA from Passer domesticus (house sparrow), 2780 nucleotides. It is a transcript of the gene KDELR3, whose product is annotated as KDEL endoplasmic reticulum protein retention receptor 3. The coding region runs from base 451 to 1095 and encodes 214 amino acids. Gene Ontology annotation, cellular component: membrane; cis-Golgi network; endoplasmic reticulum. Gene Ontology annotation, molecular function: ER lumen protein retrieval receptor activity. The record is from RefSeq and is a predicted model, not a curated record. Gene Ontology annotation, biological process: endoplasmic reticulum to Golgi vesicle-mediated transport; protein retention in ER lumen. Lineage: Eukaryota; Metazoa; Chordata; Aves; Passeriformes; Passeridae. The transcript has 5 exons.
AGGGGAAGAAAAAAGAGGAAGGAAAAAAAAGAAAAAAGGAAAAAUAGCGCAGUUAUUCCCGCCUCUGCCUCCUCCUCUCUCUCCUCCCCGGCCCGGCAGGAGCCACGUCACCGUCACCCAGCGCUGCCUUCGGGCUGCUCAGCCUGGAGAGCUCUCCGGGACACGAACUCCAACUUUCCGCCCAAAGCAGCGAGAGCAAGGCCUGGGCUGCGAGAGGGAGAAUCCACCUCGGUGGAAAAGCAAACAAGGGAGACAUCCAGCCUGGCAGGGGAAAGGCAUCAGCAGCCACGGGGCAGGGGAGACUGAACUUUGUGCUGCGAGAAGGAAGAGCUCCGUGCUCGGGGAAAAAGGAAAGUUGAGCCGAAGGAGACCGUUCAUUCAGCCGAGGCUCGGCGGAGAAAAGCUCCCUGCCCUCGCCCUCCCUGCCCGCAGAAAGAGCCCCCCGGCACCAUGAACAUCUUCCGCAUCCUGGGGGAUGUCUCCCACUUGCUGGCCAUCAUUAUUCUCCUGCUGAAGAUCGUGAAGUCCAAGUCCUGUGCUGGGAUCUCUGGGAAGAGCCAGAUACUUUUUGCCCUCGUCUUCACAACCCGCUACCUGGACCUGUUCACGAAUUUCAUCUCUGUCUAUAACACUGUGAUGAAGGUCAUUUUUUUGAUUUGUGCCUACGUCACCGUGUACAUGAUCUACGUGAAAUUCCGGAAGACAUUUGACAGUGAGAACGACUCCUUUCGCCUCGAGUUCCUGCUGGUCCCUGUCACAGGCCUGUCAUUUCUGGAGAAUCACAGCUUCACCCCCUUGGAGAUACUCUGGACCUUCUCCAUCUACCUGGAGUCCGUGGCUAUCCUUCCUCAGCUCUUCAUGAUCAGCAAGACAGGGGAAGCAGAGACCAUCACGACACACUACCUUUUCUUCCUGGGCCUCUACCGUGCCCUCUACAUUGCCAACUGGGUCUGGCGCUACCACACAGAGAAUUUCUACGACCAGAUCGCCGUCGUUUCCGGGGUGGUACAAACCAUCUUCUACUGCGACUUCUUCUAUCUCUACGUCACCAAAGUCCUAAAAGGAAAGAAGCUAAGUCUUCCCAUGCCUGUUUGAAGACAUCCCACAGGCAGCGCAAGGAAUUCCAAAGACGAAGCUGUUUAAGAUCACAGCUUUCCUUCCCUGACCCUUUUUGACUAAAGGAUGGCUCAGCUGAGUUUCAACCCUGUGCCAGGACGACAGGGCUUGGAAUGCUUUUCAUCCAUCAGACUCUUCCCCUCCAUUUUUUUAUUUCUUCUCACUUGAAUUUGGUGCUAGUGCUGGCCAAUACUGGCCAAUACUGAAGUAGUGCAAUUUCUUCUCUCCCAGCUCUUCCCAGCUAUAUUCAAAACACACCUCCACCCUGACCCUGAGGCAGCACAAGGGAAAAUGUCACUCCCACUAGUCCUUCAGCAAGUGCCCAUGGUAAAGGGAACAUGUAACACCCUUUAAUAAAAUGUGUUAACUGACCCAUUUCACAGGUGGCCAUGUCUGACACAGCAGAUGCUACAAAUUGUUACUUUAACUCUGCAUGAACUAACACCCUCUUGAAAGUUUAUUCUGCUUGACCCUCUCUCUAUCCCUGUAGAAUAGGCCCUGUAACAUUCAAGAAAAACACAUUGCCUUUGAAUAAAAUGAAUCUUCUAAUUCCACAAGUAUUCAAACAUCCUCCCCACUCACUUAUUUUCAGUUUCCUUAUGUUCUACAAACAGGGACAAUUUCAAUUACAAUUAAAGCGGUUGCCAAGAAGUGUUUCCACCUCCUUGAAUUUGACUUCUAAGAACUGGGAAGAACAGGGGCAAAGACAGCUUUCCAUUCCAAAAAUAAAGACAAAGUUCACAAUUUAUUGACAACAGUGUUUUUAUUUAUACCUACAAAAGAAAACAAGAUGGUAUCAAAAGGACAAUUUACAAACUAAGAAUAGUAACAUAGCUCUUAGUAUCCUGUGCCUCAACACCACAGAUCUAUGAAUCUCUCAAUUCAAGUCUUCAUUAAUACAACAGGAAUGUGUUCAGAGACCAGCAGGUGUGUGAAACAAGAUGCUGAUCCCACACAAAGCUAGUAACUCUUCCAUUGUUCAGAGAAAUCCAAACAGUAAAUUGCUUCAGGAAGUGGGAGGGGAGGAGACACCCAGCUCAGAUACCUGACACUCCCACAAACUUUUUACAGAUUAAAAACAACACAAACAACACUAGAGGCUAAUGCUUUAUCCACAAGGGCCCUCCAGCUGGUACAUGGAGCAGAGCAGAGCACCGGAUGGGACGGGGGCAGCACGUGCCACGGUGCAUUCAGCGGUCUGGCUGACACUGAACUGAACCGAGACCCUGGACUUCAGCUGACCUCAAUGGCAACAAAGCACUGCAAGACUUGGCAUUGAUGUUUACACACGCACAAGUCACCCCAAAAGUGAAAGCUGUAACAGACUGUAAGGCAGCUUUGGUGGUCCAGAGACCCUUUUUACCAGUCAGUGAAAUGUCCUACUCCUACACCCCUCAAAUGCAUUUCUGCAUUCUCCUCUCAAAAAAAAAAAGCUCUACAUUUGCUUGCAAGGGAGGCCAAAGACCUAUCAGUCAGUGCCUGGAUAAACAAAAUAUUUCUGGCUUUCACUUAACACAAGCAAAGGAACUUCCUGCCCAUGCACUGGAAAUAUAAAAUGGAACCAGGGAACUGAGGUUCUGGAAGCAAUCUCCCUUCUCCCUGUCAGCAACCUACCUGUGUACUGCACCAAAAAAAAAAAAAAAAAAAGAAAAAAAAAAGAAAAA